Molecule: messenger RNA, 261 nt
Organism: Cetraspora pellucida
Lineage: Eukaryota; Fungi; Glomeromycota; Glomeromycetes; Diversisporales; Gigasporaceae
Source: the annotation of a GenBank genome assembly
GUGUACUACCACGACAAAAAGGCAUAACCACGAUGCCAACUUCCCGGUGCUUGCUUACGAUGUCAUACGAUAUAGCUUCGACAGAAGCAAAUACUUCACAGAUAGCGCUUAGUAAGGAUAACAACCUAGAAGAACAUGAGUUUAGUGAACCAGCAUGUGAUAAUGAGUUUGAAGGGCCGAUAAACAAUUCUGUAGUUAUUACUCGUGAGAAUAGAGAGUUGGGUCUUUCUAAGGAAAUUCGUGAAGGAGGAAUGUUUCAAA